AUCCAACCCACAAACAGUAACGAUAGUUAACUGCGAGAGAACCCAGUGACCACUUUUGUCACCCCCUCUGACCGAACAAAACUGUCACUGGCGCAGAGGUACGAUACAUUCACGCUAAAGUCGCAGCUUGUUUACGUUAAAUGGAUAGCAGGUUAUGUUACAAUCGACACUAAAGGUUAAGUUUAAACUUAGAAUUGCUCGGGCACGCGACUGCUCCAGAGUGUUUGGGGGAGCGUGAAGAGCGUGUCAGUGUGCCUUUCAUUGUACAGAAUGUUCUAAUUCAUUAAUUGGACUUCCUUCAAUGCAAAUGUUUCAGGACUUGUGAAAACUGGCAUUUGGUCGUGCAUGUUCCUGAGAGCCUGACGUCUCUCUUCAAUGGCUGCCUCAGGCUCCUCCACCACAGUGCCUAAAGGAUUUCACUAUGAGACCAAGUUUGUCAUCCUCAGCUACCUCAGCCUGCUACCGCCAAGAUCAAGACCCUCAGAGACCGCAGUCGCAGAGGGACAGAGCCACUCUACACAGGAAACAGAGAGAGAGAGGAAUAGCAGCCUGAAGAAACAGAUUGAGAAUGAGAUGAAGCAGCUUGAAGAGGAAAUUGCAGCUUCCUUUUUCAGGACUGGUUUUGAUCGCCACACAUCCCCGGUGUUCAGUCCAGCUAAUCCAGAGAGCUCCAUAGAGGACAGCCUGGCAGUGCUGGGGGACCGUGUCUCCCUGGACCUGGACACACACCUGUCCUCCGCCACUCGCACACUUCUGAGCAGUGGAUUGUGUCUCUUGUACAGUGAUUUGAACUUUGAGCAUUUCAGAGCAGUGGUAGAGGAGCUGUCCUCUCAUACUCAAAAAGGAUGGAGCAAGGUGUUGGUACCAUUAGUAUUGUUACAGACCCUGCAGUCUGAGGGGCAGCCACUGGAAUCUCUGCUGGAUUAUGGUCUGCGUUACCUCGAAGAAUCACAAGCAGACUUUAUCAUUCAGCAGGGAGGAUGGGGCACUGUGUUCAGCCUGGAUGAAGCUGAGAACCCUGGAGUAAUCAUAGCUGAGGACAGUAACGACAUCUACAUCCUGUCAGGUGAACAGGCCUCAGAUCAGUUAAGCCCUCCUGCAUCACUACUGACUAUAGGAGAUAGUAGUGGGCCAGCUUCCUGGCAGACAGAGAGUCUUCCUGUGUCUCUGACAGGACACGAGUCUUGGGCCCAGGUUGGAAUGAUGGACCCAGAAGACAUCAAGAGUCUGGACAGUGCUGAGGGAGUGGCAUUAGCCGAGGAGCAAAGCGAGAACAACUCUUCCAACUCCGACAUUGUCCAUGUGGAGCGUGAAGAUGCAGAACUCCUUGAGGAGGGUGGGGAAACGGUUGAGGAAGGGGAGCUGCAGAGUAGUGUCCUCAGUGUGUUGGGAAGUGAGAGUGAACUUGCUGCUGUUAGAGAAGAAGCACCACCAGAGCCUGAUCCACCAGCACCUGAGCCAGUAGUGUCUAUAGAGGAACCAGUUGUCCUCACUGAGACUCCUCCUAAAGUAAGUGAUGCUCCACCUCCAGCCUCUGUAGAACAAGAGCAAGUAGUCUCCUAUGCUGCUGCUGUCACCUUUGUGCCCGAGCCUGAACUCCAAUCACAGCUGGCUCAGCCCGAGGCUGUUCCAGCUCCUGUGGAGCCACCACCGACUUCCCCAGUAAAAGAGUCUCUCCCUGCAGUGGCCCCACCACCCGAUCCAGAAACAGAACCUGUCCAAGCAACCUUAGAGCAGGAGAUACUUCCAAAGGCCGAGCAGAAGCCCACCUUGCUUACCCAAGACCUAUCUGUCUCAACUGCUAGUGAGGCCCCAGUGCAGAUACAGUCUGUGCCACAGCCUGAUUCCUCUGACCUCCCUGUGCUGCUAUAUGGUGGUGCUGCCCUAGUUGCCAUUGCUGCAGUAGUGGCAUUUGGAGCACUGGCCUACAGGAAGAAGUAAAAAGUAAUUUAGCUUUCCAUGCCCUCACAGUAUCGUUUGCCCUAAUGGAAGCCUGGACCACUGUGCUGCCAAAAGCUGCACUUUAUGGGAAAAGUACUCCUCUUGUGUGUCAUACCAUUUUGUUGGCUUAGCUCCUUAGUCCUUCAAAUCAGCUUAAUGACUGGAUGGGAACUACAGGUGCAAGUGCAUCUGUUUUUUUUUUUGGUGAAUUCAGGUUUCUUUAUGGGUAUCAUGUUGCUGUUGUGCUGUAUGUGAACAUAGUAGUGUGCUGUGACCUAAGUUUUUGGCCAGUUGCGUAAAGGCCAAAGUAUACUUUGGUUUUCUGCGUGACACAGAUUUCUUCAGUACAGUAUGAGUAGACUGACCACAUGCAACCUAGCUUUUUCUUAAUGCACUGACAGUCACUGUCUUAGUGCAUUUCCGCUGCAUGUGGCUGGCGUUGACUGUGCUAAAAAUUGCAUCAAAGCAGUCAUAGUGCGUGCACAUAUAGCGAACGCAUCGCUAUGGGCAGUCAGAAGCAUACUUUGAAUGUCUGAGCACUUGACAGUGUGCGAGACUGAACAGUACGUGGAAAAACAAAGCAUACCCUAGCCUUAGUAUUAAGGAUAAAAACAAGGCCUUUGAUCUCCGAACAUUAUCCACAGGAAGUGAAGUUAAUUUUUGUUAGUGGAUCAUGUUUAUUCUGAUAUUUAAUGAAAUUAAUUUAGAUUUUAAAGCACAAGCGUGUGUGAUGGUGCAUGAUUAUUUUACCUUGUUUAUUAGAAAUAUUAAAGCAAAACUUUAACCUUGCCUUUCAGAUGGGUUGUUUCUGGGUUCUGCACAUUGUGUAAUGGAUACAUUUUGACUUAGUGAAUUCUUCUCAAACCACUAUAUGGUGUCCCAAAAUGCAUUAAUAUUUGUACUCCUAACUCAUACUUGUAUCUAUGAUUUAUAUGGACAUUCAUAUUAACCCACAUUAAUGUAACUUUAGAAUAUGUAAUGUCUAAUUAAACUUUCAUGCACAUUUCUGUAAUGUCUGAUUAAACUUGCAUGUUUUUGUUUGAAUUUCCUCUUUUAAAGACUAAAACAAGAAACCUAGGUCACAGCCCCUUCACUUUAUCCAUAUUUUUUAUUUUAUUUUUUGUAAAGGAAGUGUCCUU
Myxocyprinus asiaticus (Chinese sucker) is the source of this 3080-nucleotide messenger RNA. RefSeq names its product bcl-2-like protein 13. Gene Ontology annotation, cellular component: mitochondrion. Gene Ontology annotation, biological process: apoptotic process; regulation of apoptotic process. The coding region runs from base 376 to 1941 and encodes 521 amino acids. The record is from RefSeq and is a predicted model, not a curated record. The transcript has 7 exons. NCBI's taxonomy places the organism in Eukaryota, Metazoa, Chordata, Actinopteri, Cypriniformes, Catostomidae.